Molecule: messenger RNA, 11486 nt
Organism: Culex quinquefasciatus (southern house mosquito)
Lineage: Eukaryota; Metazoa; Arthropoda; Insecta; Diptera; Culicidae
Gene: unc80
Product: protein unc-80 homolog
Exons: 37
Coding region: 247-10209 (3320 amino acids)
Biological process (GO): monoatomic cation homeostasis
Cellular component (GO): cation channel complex; axon
Molecular function (GO): monoatomic cation channel activity
Source: RefSeq, a predicted model, not a curated record
CAUGAAGCUCUGCUCACUUUUGCUCAACCAGGGAACCAGUCAUCAUCUCCGGUCGCUCCGGAGCAAAAUGAAGUCGGUACGCCAUUUUUCGGGUCAUCAUCGUUGUGCAAAUUAAUUUGCCAACCGAAAGUGCAAAUGUCUAGCUUUCCAUAAUCCAUAAAAAUAACUGCUACUGCUGCUGCUGUUGCUAGGGCUAGUACGCCACGCUAUUGCCCCUGAACCUGCCGAGCUGGAAAUUGCCUAGACAUGGCAGCUUCCAAUGACCCCACCAACCCGAUGGAUGAAGGUCUGCAGGAUUUGGGAGUUCCGGUUCCGGUGCAGACCUUUUUGUGGCAACAGAUUGCUCCAUUCAUCCGGCCGAAGUUGGGAAAGCUUCACGAGGCUAGCUGCAUGUAUUGUCAACAUGCACCUGGACAUCAUGAGCUCAAGGAAGCUUGCAAGUCCUUUGAAAAGUCACUGGUGCAGAAUAUGUUCUAUGGAUUGUCACCUUCCCUUGAAGCUGCACUAAAAUCGAUUCCACGGUGGAGAUUGGUCCAGGCCGCACUACCCCAUGUCAUGCACUGUGCCGGAGCACUCUUGCACAAUCGCGUAAAGGAUCUGCAAGCCCUCGGUGCUGUUGAGACUAAAAUGCUAUACACAUUGCACUGGAUAUUGCUGUUUGCCGCCGAGGAGUGUGCCGACGAUGACCUGGAGGCAAACAAGGAUGUUAAAAGGCACCAAAGCUAUCUCUUCUCCAUUCCGACUAUUUCGUUGUUCGUGUACCUUUUUGCGCCUAUAGCUCACUUGCUGAAGGAGUCCGAUUUUCAGAACAUACGCUUGGAAAAUGGCCUCAAGAUGUGGCAAGGGAUGUGGGAAUACAGAGCUCCAAACGCGUCCUGCUUUAUUGCUCCCGUUAAACCGAAGGCGCGACACUACUUGAACUCUGUCAGCACUACGCCGUCGGUUGAGGUGUUCUCUCCAAAAAAACCGGACAGUGCCCAUCAUGGCAUUGAUUCCCCGCCUAGCAUUUCUUUCUCGGAAACCCCAAAGCAUGAAGAUGAAAUGUCCUACGUUUCCUCACCCAAGGAUUCGGUUUUUCCGGAAACAAUUCCUGAAGAAGCUUCGAGCGUAGAAGAAGAACGAGUAGUCAUCUUCCAACUGCCAAUCGGCGGUUGUCCUACCGAUCCUGCUUUUUACACUGCAGAUGCCAGCCUUCUCCAUCAAUCUACCAGCAGCCGAAGGGGAAGCAAACAACUACCCCUGCAACAUCAAACGCAACAACCCUUCAAAGAUCGACCCGAAAAAACGGCGACCAAAUUUGACUUUGAUCGAAUUGAUACAUUCAGUAAAGGAGAAGACUCCAAGCCAAAAACCAGCUCUUCCACUGAGAGAGAAUCACUCGAUACCGACCCCAAAUCUCCACAGUGUACAAAGGGAGACGUGGCCGCUGCCACAUUUUUAGAUGUCGCUGUACUACGUUGUCUGUUCAUAUCCCAUUGGCAGGAAGAUGGAGUAUACUGGAGUCUGCAUUAUUUGAACAAUAGACUGCGAGACAUCAGUGAAGAAACAGCCAUACCACCAUCGCAGCCAAGGCGACGUUCAAAUUCACUGCCAAUUCCCCAAAUAGAGAUAUCAAUGUACCAGGGGCCUAACAGUAGCAACCGUGACAGCCCUAGCAUUGGUUCGAUCAACAAGGAUUACAUCGAAAUCCCGGAACCACCGAUCAGCGCGCUUCUCAUCGAUUCACCGUACCAUGCACCGAAACCGUCCAGUGACGAACAGAGCACACCAACGGCUGAGAGAAAGGGCAGCGAGAAGAAGCGCCGGGUCAAAAUGGCUGACUUGAGGACAUUGAUAGAAUCGCGAAUCCUCUCAAAGUCCGACAGAGGACUCGAAAAAAUUGGACUUGAAGUAACAGGCAACGGCAAACGUCUCCAGCAUAUUGAUUGCCAUCGCAGCCUAGACACCGGCGAAAAACAAUUGUCUCGGUCAUCAUCGAUGAUUUCCCGUGCGCCUUCGACAAAUCUUGUCAAAGGAAAAAGCAUGCCAAGUCUUAGCUGUCUUCUAGAUAGCGGAUUUCACAGAUACGUGGAACCGCCGAGGGUAGUGCGCAAUCCACAGCCGCAACCACAGCCACCGCCACAACAGGCACCAAGAACUUCGAUGACGAUGAGCCAGCAGUCUGCGCCACGAUAUCCAAUCAUAACCGUAACCGAGCACACGCCAACGCCGUCACCGGACUAUCUGAGACGACAGGGAUCCAUCGAUUCUCAACUUGACGCAUUGAGCAUUGGUGGCAGUACUGGUGUGUUUAAAAGCCAGAUGCUCAGAUCUCAUACAGAUUCUCAUAUAGGAUACAACACCGGAGCAGACGAAUCAGAAGCUCCCGGAUCAAGCUUUUACAUCACCAAGGAGGGUGGAAUCGACUACGAAAUUGUACUGCUGGCAGUUCACUGCGUUUUCAAACGAGAUACGCACAUUUGCACGUUACGCGUACUGGAAACGGGAUUAAACAUUUGUGAACUUCUGCUGGACCUGGGAGUUCUGAAACUGAGUGAACACGCACACACACUCGCCAUGGGUAUCGUGAAGCGGGCAUUGCUCCACUUGGGAUGUCCCCAUGGGUGUAACGAUGGUAACCGUGGGCCACCUGCCGAGGUACUUCGAACCACCUGCCAUUCUAUCCUGUCUCGUUUGCUUCGCCAAGCCUCAAAGCCGUCAAAGGCUUAUCUUCGUAAUAUGAUUAGGACAACGCAACUACACGAGUUGAUUGAGUUCUUCCAUGCCUUUGUUGGAUUUUGCGUUGAUCCCAGCUCUUUGCUGUCGCCACUAAACCAUAAAAGACCAUCCAAAACGCUGACACCUGACUACGGUAUAUCAGGCGGCCAAGGUGGAUAUGCUAGCAACUUUGGCAGUGGCCUGAGCGGUGGACCCGAGAGUGCCGUCAUAGCUGCGGUGUUCAAAACCUUGGUUACGCGGUUGGUGGACUCACUGAAGGAUUUGAAAAGUCAGGAAAACAUCGCCCUAUACUGCGACGUUCGACAGCUGGUAACAUACGUGAAGGGAGCGCACGGUGGACCAUUCCGACGGGUCGCGCUCAGUGGCGUCUUGGCUGUUACGCCCAGACCGAACAAGCAAGCUCCCACCAUGCAAACUACACGCGUUAUAAGACAUAUUCCUCCGAACGAUAUCCAGACGUUCCAACAGGACGAAAAAGCUCAGCGAAAACUACUGUUCAAAAAGAAAAGCACAUCUUCCACGUGUGCCUUUGUACCACUGUUAUUGCAGAGCUUGUUGGAGACGGAAGGUUUAGAUCCGGAGCAUUGUCGCAUAAGCCAAAGUCCGAUUUACAGCGCUAACUUACGGCGAAAGGGAGCUCCAACACGCCCUACCUUGACACCGAGACAUAGCGAAAGGGCUCUACUUUCGGACUCGACUUCAAGUUCCGAGCGGAACUCGGUCGGAAGACUGAGCGGUAUUGUUCGCUGGUUCCGGGGAGGUUCGAAAGAUCGCGAAUCUAUUGAUUUGGAGAGCCAAUCCGGAGUCAUGGGAAGCUCGGAGAUUGCAAAUACCUUUAUGCGGAAAGGAUCGUUGAGUUUCCACGCCCGUACUCGUGCUACAGAGGGCAUAGGACGUUCCAUUCAGAGGGCUCGAAGACGCGUCGAGCGGCGCCUAGGAAGGUUUGGCAUUGGCAAAGGAAAGAAGAAAAUGGACGGCAAAGAGGAUGUCUCUGGAAGUUACUUCAGCCGCCGCAGUUCCUUCGACACGGCUGAAGGGCCACGCGAGUCGGAAGUGGUCGUCCUGAAGGAACGACGCCUAAUUCCGAUCACUCCCUUGCGCGAAGGAAUGGCUCGCUUUUCUUUCCUGCUGGAAACCUGUGCUCCCGGCUCCAUACCGGAUCCCCCGUUGAUCGCGGCGUUGCUCGAUCUCCCGCAAGCUCCGAUCGUGGCACGUGCCGCACUGCUGAUCGAGUGUGCCCAUUUUGUGCACCUGUGCAAUCGGGGUCAAUGGCCAAGCUGGAUGAAGCAGAAUAUUCCGGCGUUCAGGCCGUCCGGUCCGGCGAUGGGAAAUCGAACCUCAAUGGCUGCCGGGGCCCGGCGUAUACAUAUUCUGCAGCGCGCUGCAGGAAAGAUGUUUCAUCAGUGGGGUGAAGCACUGGGAUUUCGAUUGGAUGAUUUGCUAAGUACUGAGCGGAAGAACUACGAUCAAUUCACCUCGAAUUUGACCGAUCCAGAGAGACAGAAACAAUUGUUGCAGCAAGACGAGGAGGAAGAUUUUCUAGACGAGAUGAGUGUAAACGCCAGAGGGAACGAUUGUCCGCCAGCACUGAAACUAGUGGCAUGCAUUUUGCUCUUGGAGAUUACAAGCUUCCUGAGGGAGACAUACCAAACAUUACCCAAAGCUUCCAGGUUAUCAACUAAGGAAAAACAAGGACCUUGGGAUAAGGUUUGCCGCGAAACAAACCGCCGCUGGUCAAUGGCUCUAAGUUCGAUGGGACACUCACAAACCUCGGCGCAAAGUUUACAAUCGAUCGCCGGGCAAACUGAGCGCAAAAUAUCAUUCGUUCUCCAAGAGCCAGAUAACGAGUCUGAGGGUAGUAGCAACACCACCCUAACCAUCCAAGGCGAAGAAAUUGUGCAGCCCCCAAAGCGUUCCAUCACCACAACGAGAAACUUCCUUUUGAGACGUGGAACAACCACAACCCCCGCCGGUGGUUCCUUCAAGCGAAGAUCGCUAAAAUUAAGACGUGGAGCUAAGGAUCUUAAGGACAAUGAUGAUUAUCCCGUCCGGCGAACCGAUUCCAUUCAAUCCCGACGGAAGGUGUCCUCACUGUCCGAUCGCAGCGACAACUCGGAACCGGGUCAAGUGAGUGGCGGCGAAGAGUCUCCCGGAAUACUGAGCGAUGAUCAUGAUCAGCCGCCGGAAUCGCCGUGCGACUCGAACGAGUCGGACGAAACGGCGAAGAAUCUGCCCUGGUUGAGAUCAGUUACGGCGCUGUUGAACUCGUUCAAUUUCUACUGCGACCAUCAGAACUUUUGCCACCCGUACUGCUACCGGAGGCAUAUGCGAGCUGCUAGCAGGCUUGUUAAAGCGGUUCGGAAGGUUUACGGUGAAGAAUUUGGUCUAGUUCCAAUGGCCUUUACCAACGUGACCGAAGCAGGCAAAAACAGCACUAGACGGGACCGCACAAAGCACGGCAGAAAGGUGUCCGAAGGCUCGUCGCAAACUUCGCCAUCGAGACGAAAGGAUAGCAUCCCGAAACGGGACAGGAUCAUCCAAGAUGACUCGGAACCGAACACAUCGCAGUAUUCGCAGCGCCCAGAGGACAACAAGAAAACACAAGAAUCUCCGCUAGUUCUUAAAUACAUUAAAAACCACGUGCGUGAUUUGUUCCACGUGCCACUCUCAACGCUAGUCAAGGGAGCCUCUGUUCUAACGGAAGAACAAUUCGUGGAGGUCACACCGGUGGCUUGGGAGCUACUGCUUGAAUCCAACCAGGAAGUAUCAGCUGCGUCUUCGGCACUCUUCAUUCUGGCGUCCGUCAAAGCUCCAACCACAGCCUCGGAACUGAUGCAGCGUGCAAUGAAGAAUAAAGAUCCGAACAUCCGAAUCGGAGCCAUGCUACGCUAUCAGGUGCUGUGGAAGAAUCGCUUCCAGGUGUGGCCACGCAUGGAGGAAGGCGCUCACCUGAGCUUCAAAAUCCCACCUCCAGGAAUAGAGUUCACGCUGCCGUCGCCGAAAAUCGGAAUCGAGAGCCUUCCGGUGGUCGACCCACCCUGGUGCCCGCGACAGCAAAACAAGGACAUGGAAGUGACAUUAAACCAAGAACGACAUCGCUCGCUGGUGACGGCCACGAAGACCCGCAAAAAGCAGCAAACGGAAGCAAUUCGUCACGCCAUUCAAGAACGGAUGGACAAGCAACGCUCCGAGCGGCAGUCAUUUCUCAUUACCACCAUCCCAAUAACACAGCUGGCCGCAUACGAGCCAGGCCUCGAUCACAGCCCUGGCGAGAAUAUUGACUUAGAAGAGGAAGAGGAUGGUGCCCGGGCCCACGGAGCCAUUCAUGCCGCCCAUUCUGUCUUCCCUUCCUGUCUUUGUUCCUCGGUAAUGCAAAUUGUGGCCUGUCUCGAUGAUGCCGCUGUCAACUCGGACGGAUGUGCCGUCUACGAGACCGCUUACCAGGUCAUUUGGGUUUGUUUGGUGGAGGACUCCGCUCUCUUUCUACGAUACGUGCUGGAACGACUUACCCGGGAUCAUCAGCAGCAAAUGUUUAAACUGCUCAGACACUUGAUUCGAUUUGUUCCAAGACUUCCACAACAGGCUGCCUUCGCUUGUUAUAAUUACAUCAUUGGAUACGUUAUGUUCUACGUGAGAUCAACGCACGAAUGUAGUCAACAGCUGGUCGGAUCGGCCCUUUCAGUUCUUUGGAUGGUGGUCCACAGCGUACACGGAAUCAUGUUUAAGGAUCUGAAGCAAAUCCUACGCAAGGAACAGUGCGAUGCAUCCAUCUUGCUCACGGCAAACGUUCCGUCUGCGAAGAAAAUUAUCGUACACGGCCCUGAAGACGAAGGUGGAAUUCCGUCGCAAUUUCCGGUUCAGGAAGACACACAAUUUACACAACUGUUGACAGAGUCGCUGGAUUUCUUCGGAAUCGACGAGAAAAAAUUUAACCAGUACGUUCUGGUGGACUACAAAACUCAGCAAAUUCUGAACCCCAAUUGGUACGUGCGCGAUCUGUACUUCUUCAAACGCUCCCAGUAUCCGCAGCUCCGUCUCGUUGAGAUGAAACCGGAAGAAGCUUUCAACGCACUGCAGAAACAAGAACUGUACAAAAAGUUUGUGGAGAUUGGUAAGGUCCACCUUACCUGGGCCAUCUUGAAAAAUGUGGAUAUGGUGGUGCAACGAGUUGUGUUUUUGCACGAAGAGCUGAUGAAGCUACCAUCUUUUCCGCGAAAGGCUCUGGAGGUGGAUCUGGAUUUGCACCAGGGUGGUGAAUUUGGCAAGGAAUUACUCGGGUUAGACGUUUUGCACAAGUUCAUGUGGGUUCGUCUUAUUGCCAGAAUGUUCGAGGCGAUGGCUGGCAACUUUGCGUACUCUGCAGAUAUUCAGUUAUUUUUGAACGUUUUAUCGGGCGCUGCUUUGCUUCACUCAGAGGACUCCUGUAUCCUGCGCUACGUUACGGCAACGUUUAUCAACGCGGCGUUCAACUUUAAGAACAUCUUCUCCACCAAUGGAUAUUUCAUGAUUAUGCCAACAUUGUUACAAGUGUAUUCCCUGCACCAGACUAACAAACUCGUCACCACUACGAUCGAGUACGCAGUUAAGCAGUUUUACCUGCUCAACAGAAAACCGUUCAUUUUGCAAAUGUUUGGAUCUGUGUCGGCCAUUUUAGAUACAGAUGAGGAUGGUGCAUACGGCGAAGCACACAAGGUGCAGUCUAGUUGCUUGUUCAACCUGUUGCUCAGUUUGGAAACGCCCUCUCCAGAUCCAUUGAAUAUCGCGGAACUGGUCAAGGAACCCAAACCACUUAAAGCUAUCGAUUUUUGCUACCACGAUGAAGACGAAAUGGUUACAGUGCUUGACUGCAUCACUUUGUGCGUUAUGACGUCAUCCUACUCAGCGGAAAGCACAAGGGGUUACCAGAUGCUGAUCAUUCUGGAAGCCAUCCUACCUUGUUACAUGAAACAGAUGCAAUCGCCAAGUUACGUUCCCCUGGAGGGAAAAAGUGAACGAGAUAUUAUACUACAGCUGGCCGUAGCCAUUAGAACCAUGGUUCAUAACUGCGAAGGAUUGUCCAAGAGCUACAACGGUCCCUAUCGCAACAGUCCCGAGCACAAGGGUUCAAGCCAACGGAACUGUUCCCGUGGGCCGCCCUGCUCACCCGGGCUAGACUUUGACGAGGAAUCUCACUCCAAGUACGUUAGCGACGUCGGUCGCACCAAGAUUCUGAACGAAUCUGUCGAAGAUUCCGAAACCAUCCGAGCCGAGUAUCGCCGUGCCCGAGACGUGCUACUCUCCCUGGUCGGAGAGUUCAUAACGAUGGCCUCUACCCGUUUGAACGAACUUGCCCGAAAGCAGGGAGAUAACAAACCGGUGGAUCUGCUAGACGUCAAGUGUCACGUUCGGCUGGCGGAAAUUGCGCACUCCCUGCUGAAGGUGUCUCCGUACGAUCCCGAGUCGAUGGCAUGCAGGGGUUUGCAGCGAUACAUGCAGUGUAUCUUCCCGAGGGCUGAAUGGGCUGACGAUCACGGUAUGAAGCCCACGCUGGUAACGAUCUUACGCAGGCUAGAUAAGGUGUUUUUGAAGAUCUCCAAGAAGACGUCCAUAAGGCGAAAUACGGAUUGGGAAGCCGCGGCAGGUUUGUUGAAGGGGGUGCACGAAUCGAUUGUCCGCUACCCACACGUGCUUCAUUGGCGUGAAAUGAAGUCUCUGCUGACAACCGUCCAGAAUCUAAUCGUCAACGAGCCCGGAAAUUUUCCGGAGGGAGUAUCCAGUGCUGGGGCUGCCCUUAUGUCCAAGAGUCCGCCUCCGUUCUUCUGUUCGCAAGUCGUACGAUUAGUGUCGCUGCAAGUGGUCAGUCCGGUGGAUUCUCUUUCACUCGGUUUGGAACAGAUAUGCGGAGGUAGCACCGAAUUUCCGACCCAGGAAAAAGCCGAGAGCUUCCUCAUGCAUCUGAUCAUGCCAUUGUGUUUGAAGGUCUGCAGUGGCCGCAACAUCUCGGAAAUCGGCGAGCUAAAGCAAUCCGAUGUCUCGUUUCUGGUAACGGCUAUUUUGAACGCGAUGAGUCCGGUCGCAGGAAGAACGGCUCAAUCGGGUAUGCAGGGUAACCGCACCGUCGGAGACAUUCGAGCCGGAUCACUUACAUUCACCGGUAGCCGGGAUGCAAAGCGCCCUGCAAAGAUCUCCACCUCACUUUACCAGGCCACGUUUUUGGCGCUGAAAGUGUUGUGCAUUUGCUUCGAAUCGAGGCUCUCCAACGAGUGGCCACGAAUUGUACGCGUUAUGCGAGACUUGGGCAGACGUAACGAGGCUGCUCCAGAGUUGUGGAAUUUUUUGGAAUUUGUGGUCACUCAGCGGACGCCCCUUUACAUUGUGUUGAUGCCGUUCAUUUUGCACAAGAUAUCGCAACCGCCAAUCGGCGAUCAUGAACGACACAUGCAAUUUUUAAUUCGAGAACGCAUGAGAGGAAUGCCACCACCAGGGGGAGUUAAAUCAAGAGGAGCUAUCUUGUUGGAGCUAGCGCGGGAAAUUAGAGAUUUACGGGAGGAACUCGAGGAAAAACGUUACGAUCGGGAUCCUCCGCCCCCGGAACCACCUCGCCGGGAGGUGUCAAAUGUGCCACUGGCGUCGGAUCCCCCUUCAAAGCAUACUCAGCGACCGUCGCUGAUUUCUAUGUUCACUGGGGGACCACAGGUUCCAAGUUUUUCGUCAUACCAGCAGGACUCGCGCAGUGGAACCGGCGUUUGUACACCAAGUGACACAUUGUCCCAGCACACGUUGCACGCUCCUCGGGGAGAAUCUCUGUCCAGUUCAACAACCACGACGAACAAGGAUGGCCUCGGGGCGGACACUCAAAGCGGCGACGGAAUAACUCUUACCCCGGGAAUAGUUCCGGAGGGUUGCAUUAUCAACAAGGGUCCCCUCUCUGGUAUAGCGCCCCAUUUGACCCACUCAAUGUCGAUGCAACCUUCGAGCAAAGUGCAACCUCCCAAGUUACGAUUCGUGUCCUCGGUCGAGUUCAAAACAUCUUCGGGAGAAACUUCGACAACGCCGCUUUCGCCGGACAGCCUAGCGGACGAUAGUUCCGGAGAAAAUCCAAAACAUCGCCUCCAGCGAUCGCGCGCCCAGAGUCGCAAGACUUUCCGAUGCCGCCGUGGUGCAACCAGAUCGAACAACAACCAGGGCAUGGAAGCGCAAAAUCAGCCGCCCUCAAUAUCAUCCAUCGUCAGCAGUGGCGGUGCUGGCGGCAUUUCCGCUCUUCCGCCAAGCGUGGCUCCGAUCGAACCACUGGAACUGAUCAACAAGAAUAUCGCCGCAGUUGGUGACCUUUCCUGGGACUCGGUGUCCCAAACAUCGUCCACAUCGGGCUAUCGAGACAACUACAGUCUCCAGACAGGGCUGCUCUCGCCGGAUGGUUCCUUUACAGGAACUGCCCUCGGCGGCCGCUCGUCGUCGCAACACUCGUUGCUCAUGUUGUUCGAGACGCAGGACGAGGAUACACUAAUCUAGAGCGUUUUAUACACACAUAUUUACAGUUGGAUGUCUGUUUUAACCAAUUACCGAUUUUAAACUGCAAGUUUUAAUCACCCGAUUGCAUGCAAAACGUAGCUAGUUGUUACUGUGUCAAAAUAUGAAAAAGAAAAGUAAACUUUAGGUGGAAAUAUUUAGAGGUAGCACCAAAUGCAACUAUCAAACAAUAAAAAAGCGUAAACAGUUUAGAGUGUUGUUAAAGGCUUUCCAUGUGUGAUAUUUAAGUUAACAAAAGGGUAGACAAUGUUUUAAAACCAAACGAGUAUUGUUUUUAAAAGUGUUAAAACAGGUACAAUUUUUUAAACUGGAAUAAAUUUUUGCGAGUAGGUGAGGAAGUUGGUCCAUACAAUCUUAUGACGCACAAGUAUUGUGAACAGAGAGACAAAAAAAUCACAAGUAAAUAAACCAAGCAGUAUUCGAGAGUACAGAAACCCUGCAGGAAGAUAACAAUGGUUGCCAAAAUAUUUGCAAUAAGCAAAACCAAUACGAAAUAACCAAGUCUUAUUUAUAUUACUACAAACGAGACAUAAAUCCCACGACGAAAAUUAAUCCCACUGGAACAGAUGUUUUACGAAAUUGUUUUAUAUUUUACACUGAAAAACGUUGUUUUGAUGAAUGAUUAGAAAACAGUAGUAGAAGCCCAACGUUUAUAUGAAGCAUAUAUUUAGAAAGUGAAAUAUAUAGUUAACUGUUAAACAAUGUUGUGAGAAUUAUUUUGUCGUUUUUAGUGGACUUUAGAAUGCAGUGGAAAAAACCCAGGUGGUAUUUUAUAGAUAAGCAGUUUAUUUUUAACGCAAUUUAAAAAGGAAGAAAACAUGCGACUACUGCACGCGUACACAGAUAUAGGACACACUUACACACAAACACACUUGAAUGUUAACAUGCCAAAUCUAUUUUAAUCAAACACUUUAAUAUGUAACUUAACGAAUGUAUCGAAUGUUUACAGAGAAAGUGAAAAGAACACAUGCCAAAGUAGGAAUGAAAUCAUCGAAAAUAUGCCGGUCACUGAUAAUCAAGUAUUUGAAUGUUGCAUAGUUAUAGCGAAAAGUGUAGUAAAAGUAAUAGCAUAGCAAGGUUUUAUGUUUGAAAUGAUGAAAAGAAAUCUUAAGAAUUGCAAAUUUGUUCAAUAGUUCCAAUAAGAACUUUGUGAAUGAGCCAGGAGAUCACAAAGUAGGCCCGUCCCGGCUGAUGGUGUCGGUAAAGUAGAACGAUGGAAAAUGCUCGGAAAUAUUUAAAAAUAGAAUCAUAACACGCGC